Anisakis simplex (herring worm) is the source of this 2280-nucleotide messenger RNA. The record is from the annotation of a GenBank genome assembly. Lineage: Eukaryota; Metazoa; Nematoda; Chromadorea; Rhabditida; Anisakidae.
UUUUAUUCAUUACUGUUGACCAAUUCCGGAGUGUCAAUGAAUUCGACGGUCUUUCAAAAUAUUUUACUGGGUCUCUUAAUUGGAUCGUUCUUCAUAUUCAUCACUUGUGUGCUGUGUACGGGUGCACUGAGCGACCGAGGUUUCUGCUGUCGCGAUUACGCGAUCCAUAUGCAUGAUGGCUUAGUGCACGAUAAUACUCCGAUGGAAAGUAGACCGAAAAAUGGCAAAAAGAAGAAAGAUGUCGAGAAUGGCUCAGAGUCAUCGGAUAGAACGACGCGAUCGCAAUCGAGUGCGGCAUCAGAGAGUGGAUUACAAGUCGAGGAAGCGAAUGAAACUGGUGAUCGUUCGAUCGUUGAAAAGAUCCUGAUCGUUGAAACUGAUCUCAACGGACGUUUCGUUUUUACCUUCUCAUUUAGUUUAGCAUUAUCUGCAAUCCACAUUCUAAAUGGGUUGGACUGCACAGUGGUCUGUAAGAAAAAGUACACAAACCCGUUUUCGGUACCUCGCGCGUUCAGUUGCUCUGUCCGAAAAUCGCUGUAUGAUCGAAUUUCGAACCUCUCCGUUCAGCCAGUCGUUCUCGAGCAUGAUUCUAAUCGGUAUGCCAAGGAGGUGAGAUUGCAUUGUUUCUUUUUUCAUGAUUCUUUGAAAAAGAAUAUUGUUCAGUUAUGCUCGCAGCUCGAUGGUCUUCUUCAACCUUCUGCCGAAGCAUACGAACUUCGCAGUCUCCUCUCUUCUGCUCAUUUACAGGCGGUGCUACAAGCACACGAUGUAAUCAUUCAUGAAGUUUACGAAGGCAGUGGACAUAAUCCGAGCAGUCAUGCGACGAGUACUCCUGAAUUGGUUCAUCAACCUCAGCCGCACACUUCUUCACAGAGUCCCCCAUUACCGUUCUCAUAUCUAAAUGGAGGUGUCCUACCGUCUCAAGCGAAUGCAACGGCAUCAGCAUCAGCAGCUGAUGAGUUGCCACCGACCUUCGUGCCGCCGUUAUUCGAUGAUGACGAUGAUUUAAUGAUGGAUGUUGUGAGUCGAGUUCGGUUGGUGCAAUUCCAAAAGGAUACCGAGGAACCGAUGGGCAUUACAUUAAAGGUAACAGAAGAUGGACGUUGCCUCGUGGCCCGAAUAAUGCAUGGUGGGAUGAUUCAUAGACAAGCAACAUUGCACGUUGGUGAUGAAAUUCGUGAGAUAAACGGUGUGAGUGUGAGUAAUCAGAGUGUUGAGUCAUUGCAACGAAUGCUUCGUGAUGCGCGUGGUACUGUCACAUUCAAAAUUGUGCCGUCAUAUCGAAGUGCACCGCCGGCGUGUGAAAUAUUCGUCCGUGCUCAGUUCGACUACGACCCGUCUCAAGAUGAUUUGAUACCGUGCCCACAAGCUGGUGUUCCCUUCAAAACUGGAGACAUUCUUCAGGUAAUUUCAAAAGAUGACCACAACUGGUGGCAAGCUCGAUUCGUGAAUGCGUUUCCAGCAUUAGGCAGUUCUCAAGGUGGUGCUCACACACCAGGUGCCUCGGUUGCUGGUCUUAUCCCUUCGCCUGAACUACAGGAAUGGAGGACAGCGUGCAUGGCAAUGGAGAGAGCCAAAGACAAUACUCAUUGCAUGUGGUUCAAUAAGAAGAAGAAGUAUUACACAACAAAGUAUCUUCAGAAGCAUUCGGCUUUAUUUGAUCAAUUAGAUCUCGUUACGUAUGAGGAGGUAAUUCGACUAGCCACGUAUCGGCGGAAGACGUUGGUGUUGCUUGGUGCACACGGUGUUGGUAGACGUCAUAUCAAAAAUACACUCAUUCAUAGGCAUCCUCAGCGAUUUGCAUAUCCCAUACCCCAUACAACAAGGCAGCCUCGUAAGGAUGAGAUUGAUGGAAAGCAUUACUAUUUCGUUUCGAACGAUUGCAUGUUAGCUGACAUUCAGGCAAAUGAAUACUUAGAAUAUGGUACGCAUGAGGAGUGCAUGUAUGGAACUAAACUUGAAACGAUUCGAAAUAUCCAUAGGACAGGCAAAAUGGCUAUUUUAGACGUUGAACCACAGGCAUUGAAGGUACUUAGGACAGCCGAAUACUCUCCAUUUGUUGUAUUUAUAGCAGCACCAAAUCUGCAGGGUUUACAAGAUCCUGAUGGUAGCUUAGAACGUCUGCUAAAAGACAGCGAGAUCCUUCGGCAAGCAUUCGGUCAUUUAUUCGAUUAUGUGAUCCUGAACAAUGAUAUCGAUGAAACGAUUCGACAGUUGGAGUUAAUAGUUGAAAAGCUGCACGCUUGUCCGCAAUGGCUACCUGUUUCAUGGGUCUACUGA